Molecule: messenger RNA, 2234 nt
Organism: Morus notabilis
Lineage: Eukaryota; Viridiplantae; Streptophyta; Magnoliopsida; Rosales; Moraceae
Product: calcium-dependent protein kinase 11
Exons: 8
Coding region: 176-1681 (501 amino acids)
Biological process (GO): intracellular signal transduction; protein autophosphorylation; peptidyl-serine phosphorylation
Cellular component (GO): nucleus; cytoplasm
Molecular function (GO): calcium ion binding; calcium/calmodulin-dependent protein kinase activity; calmodulin binding
Source: RefSeq, a predicted model, not a curated record
GCAACAAAAUGGAUCAUCAACACCGAGAUGAUCAAAACCCAACAUCAUUCAUGAACAAACCAGUAAAUCUAUGACAGCAUCUUCUUCUCAAUAACAUCACACCUCAAUUCGACACAAACAAUAUAUAUAUAUAUAUAUAUAGAGAGAGAGAGAGAGAGAGAGAGAAGAAAGAAAGAUGAAGAAAGAGAGCGUAUCAUCGUCAUCGUCGUCGUCGUCGGGGAAGCUCAUAGCAACGACGGUUCUUCCGUACCAAACACCACGGCUGAGAGACCAUUACAUAAUGGGCAAGAAGCUCGGGCAAGGCCAGUUCGGGACGACCUAUCUGUGCACGAAGAAAUCGAGCGGGGCCCACUUCGCCUGCAAGUCGAUCCCGAAGCGGAAGCUACUCUGCCGAGAGGACUACGACGACGUUCUGAGGGAGAUUCAGAUCAUGCACCACCUCUCCGAACACCCGAACGUCGUACGGAUCGAAGGGAGUUACGAGGAUGCGGUGUUCGUUCAUCUGGUAAUGGAGGUGUGUGCGGGAGGGGAGUUGUUUGAUAGGAUUGUGGAAAAAGGGCAUUACAGUGAGAAGGAGGCCGUGAAGCUGAUAAGGACGAUUGUCGGGGUUGUUGAGACUUGUCACUCUCUUGGGGUUGUGCAUCGGGAUCUGAAGCCCGAGAAUUUCUUGUUCGAUUCGACUUCCGAGGAUGCCCAGCUUAAGGCCACGGAUUUUGGUCUCUCUGUCUUCUACGAGCCAGGACAAACUUUUUAUGAGGUAGUUGGAAGCCCCUAUUAUGUUGCACCUGAGGUUUUGCGGAAGAAUUAUGGACCGGAGGUCGAUGUAUGGAGUGCGGGGGUAAUUCUUUACAUCUUACUAAGUGGGGUUCCCCCUUUUUGGGCAGAAAGUGAAUCGGGGAUAUUCAGACAGAUUUUACACGGAAAACUAGAUUUUCAAUCUGAACCAUGGCCUAGCAUCUCAGAAAGUGCAAAAGAUCUGAUACAAAAGAUGCUUGAAAGGGACCCAAAGAAAAGAAUCUCUGCCCAUGAAGUCCUAUGCCACCCGUGGAUUAUGGAUGACAGAGUUGCCCCAGACAAGCCAUUAGACUCUGCGGUUUUGUCCCGCCUGAAGCAGUUCGCAGCAAUGAAUAAACUUAAAAAGAUGGCUCUGCGAGUUAUCGCAGAAAGACUCUCAGAGGAAGAAAUCGGCGGCCUAAAAGAGUUGUUCAGGAUGAUUGACACAGACAAUAGUGGGACAAUAACAUUUGAGGAACUUAAAGAGGGUCUGAAAAAAGUUGGUUCUGAGCUAAUGGAAUCUGAAAUCAAGUCUCUUAUGAAUGCGGCUGAUAUAGACAACAGUGGAGCAAUAGACUACGGUGAAUUUCUUGCUGCUACCUUGCACUUAAAUAAAUUGGUGAGGGAAGAGAAUUUAAUUGCGGCCUUCUCAUUUUUUGACAAAGAUGGUAGUGGUUACAUCACCAUUGACGAGUUUCAAGAUGCUUGCAAAGAAUUUGGUCUAGGUGAUGUCCAUUUGGAUGAGAUGAUCAAAGAAAUUGAUCAAGACAAUGAUGGACGAAUAGACUAUGGCGAGUUUGCAGCAAUGAUGAGGAAGGCUGAUGGAGGCGUGGGGAGGAGUGGAAGCUUAAGAAACAAUUUAACCUUCAAUUUGGCGGACGCCUUUGGAGUGAGAGACUCAACUUGAGCUACUACUAAAUAUGAGCAAUCUUUUGUACAGUUAGUAGGUUGAGGUUUAUGGGGAUUUAUGAGAGGUUUAGGAAGCUGUAAUAGACAUGUCGGGUUGUGGUUGGCGGAGUUUGGAGCAUUUCAAGCUGUCAAAUUGCAGCCUUUCAGCAGCGUGAGGGGAUACUUUGAAGCUCAAUGUAGAUGCCUCUGUGGAUCUUCACUCAAGUUUUGUAGUAGUGAUUGUUGGAGGCUUGGUUCGAAAUGCUGCAGGUUUUGUGUUUAGCGCUUUUUCCAAAAGAAUAAUGGCGGUGUUCCCUCCGUUUGACUUUUGAGAUUUUAGCACUUCAGGAGGGUACCUUGUUUGCCAAGAAUAGUGGCCUUAGGGUGGCUGGUGAAACCAACUUGUUAAUGCAGUAAAAGCUGUAAAUGAUCUGAGCUCUUUUUGUUGCAAAAGGUCCUAUUUUCAAUAAUAUCAUAUGUCCGGUUUAUGUUGCUAUAUUCUCAUCAGACUAAUACAGCAGCCCAUACUAGCGAGUCUUGCCUUUUACCUUAAAUGAGGAUUGGUUUUGGUU